CAUUAUUUUGUAUGUGAGUGUGAGGUUAUUAUUGCACAGAAAAUUAUUUAUUUAUUUACUUGUUUAUUAUUUUAAUUCAUUUUAAUUAAAAAAACCCAUGAGACUAAAAAAAUUUACACUACCAUGCAACGUGGAAAAUCAAUUUUAUUCAUCAUUAAUAGACGAAAAAGUUGUGAUAGUAUCAGUAUUUGGAAAAUCUCAAUAUCGAGCAAAAGGAUGCAAAACACAAAUGCUUGGACAAAAUUUAUUAGUUGAUUUGCUUGAUGAUCCAACUGUUAAUGAUGACAACCUGUCAGAAAUUGAAGGUUACUACGAUCCUGAGGACCAAGUUAUUUAUUUACAUCUGAGAGGAAUUUUGGACACUCAUACAAUCGUCAAUCAAUACAAUGAUUUUUUAGAUAAACAAAAAUGUAAAGAUUUUCUAAGUGCAUGGGCUCAUAUGAGAGAUAAAUAUGCAAGAGCACUUUUAAUACUUUUUCAAAUAUCACAUAUUAUUAUAUUGAGUCAUCCAACUCAUACAUUUGACUACAGUUAUGUUCAUUUAUUUCGUGCACUUGAUGUUGUCAGGGUAGCUUGUGUUGGAUCAUUGUGGCGUCCUUUGAGCACAAUAGCAGGAUUACCAGAUGCCUGGAUGACAACAGGUAGACCAUGCUCACCUCGAGUAUUAUUUUAUUUUGAAAAAAGUCCAGCUGUAUUUCGAGAUCCAAAUUCAACAGCAAAUAUUAAAAAAUUAGAACAUGCACUUGAAGAUCAAAUUUAUCAUAUUUUACGUAAACAUCGUGUUGUAACAAACAUUAGUUCAAAUUCAUUAUUUGCCAUUCCUGCUAAUCAAGAGUUUGUAUAUAUUAAUACAAAUUCAGCUGAAUCAAAUGAUAUCUUUGGUUACAUGAUGAAUGAAUUAAUUUCAAGUUGUAAAAUAAAAUCAUCACUACGUAAUGCUGCUUCAAUUGAGCCAAGUUUAGAGUUUAUGAAUGAAGAUUUAGAUAAAAGAUCAUUUCGUUCAUUUCUUCAACAACAUAUUAAUUUAGCAUAUUCCAAAGGUUUUGAUGAUAAUGUUGGUCGUCAUACAACACCAUCACAUUUUAAAAUACCAACAAUAUCACAAUUUAUACAAGUAUCAAAUGGUCUUUUUAAUUUUUUUAAUUCUAAAAAUAAUGAUUUAAAAAAUUUACAUGGUUUUUUGGAUACUGAUGCUAAAUUUAGUAAAUCAAGAUGUAAUAAAGUGUUGCCAAGAGCAUUACAAGCAUAUCAAGAUAAUUUACCAAUGCAUUAUGGACGUACAUAUCAUGAAACAAAAUUAUCACAUUCAAUGAUUGUAUUUGAGAUGCAUGCAAGAGGUCCAUUAUUUGAUGAAUAUCGUGAAAAACUUGAAGCUGAAUGUGUUAAACAUUGGAAAAGUGGACGACAAAUGUGUGAAGUAUUAUCAUUAACUGGUAAUCCAUGUACAAAUCCAUUACAUAAAGGUGGAAGUGAAGGUGCUGGUGGUGGUGAACAUUCUGAUAUUGAUAUUGAUGAUAUUGAUUUAUUAAAUGUUGAACAUUGUAGUGGUGUUAGAUAUAUAUGUGCUUGUAACUGUGGAAGACAUCAAGGACCAAGAGAUGAUCCUUAUAAUUUAAGACAUGCUAAUUAUGAUUGGUUUCAAAUGUUGGCUAAACAAUGUGGCUGUGGACAAUUUGAUAAAAUUGAAUUUCCAGUUUUUCAACCAAGCACACAUAAUUACAGAGCUGCACAAUUACUUCCUGACACUAAACGCAAGGAUUCAUUUGGUCGAUGGGAAUUAUCAACUCCUCAAGGACCAACUCAAGCUUGUAGUCUAGCAGACAGUACUCUUCAUGACAAUAUUGAAGGAUAUGGAAGUGGAGGACACUCGGAACUGACAAAUGAUGCUGCUGCACAAGAUGGACGUAGAAUUGUCAGUAAAAUGAAUUUAACACCAAAUGAUACUCAUAAAGUUGUUAUUCAAGUAUCUCACAGUGAGCCUGAAACAACAAAAGAUAAAUCAUUGGUAAGACAACCAUCAACAACAGAAUAUUUACCAGGAAUGUUACACACUGAAUCACCAGUUGGUCUUCUUCCUCAAUUUUCAAGCUGGUCAUUAAUUUGUCUGGGUCCAAGUAGUUUAUAUUCUCAUAAUCUUGGACUACAACAUCAAACUGGUGUAUUAGCAAAUUCAGCAUUUCUUUUACCAUGGGAUGUUACUGUUCGACUUGAGCAUCAAAAAGAACGUGGCUCAUUUUGGCCAAUGGUUGGUGAUCAUGCAUCACAUGCAUAUAGUGGACGUGGUAAAAAUUUUCAAAAUACAAAUGCAAUGAAAUGUAGAAAAUCAAAAGGAGGAAAAGAAUUUGUUGUUAAAAUAUUUGUUGGUGUUGAAUAUGAAUGUCCAAGAGGGCAUAGAUUUAUGGCUUCAGCACCUGAUAAAGUAUUAAAAGCAACUGGUAAUGGAAUUGUUAAAGACAGUGGUAAUAAAGUUACUUCUAGUACUGCUGAUAUGCCACUCUACUUUCCAUGUCCUUGCAGACAAGUAAAACCAUUGAUUGCACAACUUAUGAGAAUUCAUGUGGUCACACCAAAAGCACCUGUUCAUGUUACAUUAAAUCCACGUGUUCAACCUGGUCCACCACCAUGUCCAAUAUUUGUAACUGGCUGUGAGGAACCAAUUAAGCUAUCACAAAGUGCAUAUUGGAUUUUACGUUUACCAUAUGUUUAUAUGGGAGAAAAAGGUGCUUAUUUAACACCCAAAGAACAUCCUGUAUCAAUUUCACAUGGUAGACUUCUUGCUGGCAUGUACAGUAUAUCCGAAGUUGUACCAGAAAAAUAAUCAUUCUUCCAUAGACCGACUAAAUCAAUGUUUUAUUUUUAACAAUAUAUAUAAUUAAUUAAUUAUUUUAAUUUUUUUAAUCAAUUGAUCGGAUUAUCGCUUUAAUCAACGUGACGAAAUAAUUGUAUUUAUAAACAAAAUUGUACGAUAUUAAAAAUUUUAAAUUUUAUUUUUUAUUUGUAAAUUCAUUUAUUUUUUUUUAUUUUUUUAUUAUUUUAAAGCUUUAACUUGCGCACAAGUAAUUUAGUGGCGCCAUUGGCGUAGUUGGCUGCAAUGCGAAUUGUCAUAGACAAGCCACUGCAAGCCACCCUCCACCACCCUGAUAAUACGUAUUAUUAUUUCACCCAGUUUAUCAGUCAGUUCAGAAGAUUCUCUAUGAAAGGAUCGUAUUUUUUUUGGCCUCGUAAAAAAAGAAAGAAAAAAAAUAAAAUAUCAUAAAAGCACAAGUUUAUUUGUUGAUGAAUUUUACUCAUCAUUUUGUAACUUUUAUCAAUGACAAGUUAAAGCUACAUUAGAAUAAUGUAAAAAAAAGCUGUGUUAUUUAACAUAUAUUAUUAAAAAUAUCAAUUAAAAUAAUAAUAAAUUAAAAAUGAAAACUGAAAUAUCGUGCAACAAUAAUUGUUACCACGCACAAAUUCAAUGGACUGGCUAGCAAGCAAGUAGAGGGAAGGUCAACCAACAAUCCAAUGUGAGUAAAAUAAAUAAAUAAUGUUAAUUAUUAUUUAUGACAUAAAAAUAUCAACUCAAUGAAAAAUAAACUUACUAAUUAUACAAAUAAAAUUUAUUUAUUUACACAGUCCUAUCUGUUGUGAAAAAAACAAAAAUAGAAAUAUUUAAGGACAAAAAAACUGGGGUGACCUAAAUUUUAUGGUAACACGAAUACCCUGUAUUUAACAAUCCUGUGUAAACAGAUAAUUUUGUAUGAGGUUUAUUCAAACAUACUAAACAAUGUACAUUUUUUUAAAUGUGUAAAUAUUAUUUUACUAUUUUAUAAAUUUCGACACUCAUGAGACUCUCGACAUAUGUUUAUAAUCUUAUUUUUUUUUUACUACUAUACAUGUUGUUUAAUUAUAAAUUAAUUAACAAUUGUUUUUAAUAUAUUUAAUUAAUUUUUUUUUUCUUAAUUAAACUUGUUUAUAUAAGGAAAAUCUUGACACGAGUUUAAGUGUUUCUUCCAGCUGCUGAUGGGCUAAUGGUAGGCUAGAUAAUCAAUAAGAAAAAAAAAUAUUUUAAUGAAGUUUUGUAUAAAUAUAUAUUCUUCACACUUGUAGCUUGUAAAUUUUUCAAAAAAUUAAUUA
This is a messenger RNA of Aphidius gifuensis, 4116 nucleotides long. Its product is annotated as protein SMG8. Bases 98 to 2818 code for a protein of 906 amino acids. The record is from RefSeq and is a predicted model, not a curated record. The transcript has 7 exons. NCBI's taxonomy places the organism in Eukaryota, Metazoa, Arthropoda, Insecta, Hymenoptera, Braconidae. Gene Ontology annotation, biological process: nuclear-transcribed mRNA catabolic process, nonsense-mediated decay.